CCUCCUCGAGCAUCUUUCACAAGGAGGCGGAAAUACGUGAUUGACCAGGAAGCGGAUGUCAGCGAAAGCAUGGCGGCGCGCUGUGUUGUGCAGUCCGCAAGGACAGCGCUGAGGUCCGUUCAGAACGAGCUCAGCACCAAGAGUUUAUUUCAGAGGAUACCGGGUUUCUCGCAGCUCUCGUUUUUGGGGAGUGCGCCGUGUCGCGGAUUUAGACAUGUGGUGGAGAAGAAAGAAGGCAAAACGACAGUUAUAGAGGGUGUUAUUGAGCCUACAUCUGAGCAACCACAGCCUCCCAACCCCACAGCUUCCUGUCCCAUCUACAGAUGGAACCUACAAAACAAGUACAACUACACCGACGUGCUGUUACUCAGUCAGUUCAUUCGCUCAGAUGGUGGGAUGCUUCCCCGGCGCAUUACAGGCCUCUGUGCUCAGGAACAUACCAAGAUAGUAAUUUGUGUACAGAUGGCCCAUCGUGCAGGACUCCUACCAGAUCAUAAACCCCCUUUACCUGAAGGCCAUGUUCCAAAACCUAAACCCAACCCACCUCUCAACCGGUAUCUGACACGUUACUCUGUGAAGUCUGUGAAGCCCAUCUUCAAGACAGGGCUGAAGUGGUGUAAGAAGAGAAUGACUGUAGGACAUCCUGCCCUGAAAAACAAUGUCAGAUACAGCCCCAAACCACUGUACAUAAAGCACUGAUGGACACAGCUGUUAACCCAAUCAAAAGAGUGACUUUCAUGGGACUGAGAGGAUCUAUGACAAAGGAUUUGUACCUGCCUCUGGCACAAAGAGACUGUUAAUUGAUAAACCAGAGUGCACUGAAACAUCAAAAUGUAAAUUCAGAGAUCACUGUAAUGUAACUCUAGAACUGUAUGUUCAGCCCUCUGAUUUGGCUUUCCACAGUGUGAUUUGGAGAAAUGUUAAAUUAUAUUAUUGCAAGGGCAGAUUUGCAAAUAAAGCGUUUCCCUCACUUGCAGCUGUUGCAUG
This is a messenger RNA of Sinocyclocheilus rhinocerous, 987 nucleotides long. It is a transcript of the gene mrps18a, whose product is annotated as mitochondrial ribosomal protein S18A. Gene Ontology annotation, molecular function: structural constituent of ribosome; small ribosomal subunit rRNA binding. Lineage: Eukaryota; Metazoa; Chordata; Actinopteri; Cypriniformes; Cyprinidae. The coding region runs from base 70 to 699 and encodes 209 amino acids. Gene Ontology annotation, cellular component: ribosome; mitochondrial small ribosomal subunit. The record is from RefSeq and is a predicted model, not a curated record. Gene Ontology annotation, biological process: mitochondrial translation. The transcript has 6 exons.